AUGUCGAAACUUGCCACAGACCAUGGCGAGGCCAGCAUGCUGCCUCCGCCCUACCAUGAGCCCCCAGCCAUCCACCCGGAAGUUGGCACAGUUCCCGAGGAGAAGGCCAAUGUCGACGCGGAGAUAGCCACCAAGUCCUCUACAGCCACCGGCCAAGUAUACGACCAUGAGCAAUAUCCCCUGCCCACCGAUGAGGAGCGGGACACCCUCCGCAAGGUGCCCGACAAAAUCCCCGCCCUCGCCUACAUCCUCUGUGUUGCUGAACUGGCCGAGCGUGCCUCGUACUACGCCACGACUGGUGUGUUCAACAACUUUAUGGAGUACCCUCUCCCAGAGGGCGGAAACGGUGCUGGAGCCGUGGCCAAGUCAGACGUCAAUGGCGUACCUGGUGCACUCGGCAAGGGAGUCCAGUUUGCCUCGGCCCUGGUUCUCUUGUUCACUUUCCUCGCCUACGUGUUUCCCAUCCUCGGCGCCUGGAUAGCAGACACAAAGCUGGGCCGCUACAAGACCAUCCUCUGGGGGGCAAGCAUCGGCGCCGUGGCUCAUGUUGUCAUGGUUGGCGGGGCUGCUCCAUCCGUGCUGCAAGCUGGCAACGGCGUCGCCCCUUUCAUGAUUUCUUUCUUCAUGCUGGCGAUCGGUGCUGGUAUCUUCAAGCCAAAUGUCGCGCCGACGGUGAUUGAUCAGUAUCAGCACCAGCGCGAGUACACCAAGGUUCUGAAAUCGGGCGAGAAGGUUCUUGUGGACCCGGAGACAACGAUCCAGCGUAUCAUGGUCAUCUACUACGGCUUCAUCAACAUCGGUGCCUUUUUCGCUCUGGCUUCUACUUAUGCUGAGCGCUACGUCGGCUUCUGGUUGGCCUUCCUCCUGCCCACCGUCAUUUACGUCCUGGUCAUCGUCAUCUUCGUCGGCGUGAACAAGAAGAUCGUCAAGAAGCCACCCCUGGGAUCCGAGCUGAAUGAUUUCUUCAAGAUAACAUGGAUCUGCUGCAAGGAGAACAAGUUCAUGGUCUGGAAGAAGGACUUCUGGGACGCGGCGCGCCCGGCUGUCUUGGCAGAGAAAGGAAGGACUGUGAACUGGAACAACCACCUGGUUACCGACGUAGGCCGCACCUGGGCAGCCUGUCAGGUCUUCCUCUACAUCCCCAUCUAUCAGCUCAACGACGGCGGCAUCGGCGCUGCCGGUUCCAACCUGGCAGGCUCGAUGACUCUGAACGGCGCGCCCAAUGACCUCCUGUCCAACUUCAACGCGCUGACCAUCAUCAUCUUCACCCCAAUCAUGGCCUACGGAGUCUAUCCGUUCCUCGCCAAGAGAAACAUCAGAUUCGGCCGCAUCAAGCGCAUGACCAUCGGCUUCAUCAUCGCCGCCACCUCGGGCAUCUGCGGCGGGCUCGCACAGCUGUACGUGUACCGCACCUCUCCCUGCGGCCACCUGGCUUCUGCGUGCGACGACGUCUCGCCCAUAUCUGUCUGGUGGGAGCUGCCCAUGAUCGUCCUCGGCGCCGUCUCCGAGAUCUUGGUCAACGUCACCUCCUACGAGCUGGCGUACUCCCGUGCGCCCGGGAACAUGAAGUCUGUGGUCUUCUCGAUCUGUCUCUUCAUGACGGCGCUGUACGCCGCCGCCGGCGAGGUCCUGACGCCCGUGAUCAACGACCCGUACCUUGUUUGGGUCUGGUUCGGCCCAGCCAUCGUGCUCUUCGCCCAGACCGCCAUCUUCUGGAUCCGACACCGAGACAUCGACGAGGAUGCAUAUAUGACCUACGACAACGAAUCAGAUUUGGAGGUGGAGGCCGUGGGCAGUAGGGACGGGCAUGAUGCCAUGGUUUUGGGGGAGAAGGCGCCUUCUUCGGAGAAAAGUUAA
Molecule: messenger RNA, 1857 nt
Organism: Diaporthe citri
Lineage: Eukaryota; Fungi; Ascomycota; Sordariomycetes; Diaporthales; Diaporthaceae
Exons: 3
Coding region: 1-1857 (618 amino acids)
Biological process (GO): transmembrane transport
Cellular component (GO): membrane
Molecular function (GO): dipeptide transmembrane transporter activity
Source: RefSeq, a predicted model, not a curated record